CUGAGACCCCCUCAACUUCCGCCACUGCAAACAUCCCGCCGCCACUCGCUCUUCGCUGCUCCGCGGUUCGACUUUCACUCUCCGCUGCUCUUUCUCUUUCUCUCCGUCGCUCUCCGUCACUGUCAUGUCUGUCAUGUCGUCGCGUCUGCCGCUGCCGCUGCUGCUGUUCGGUGGUCGCGCCGCCCCGCGCGCGCCGCGCUUGGCGCGAGGCGCUGCCGCGGGGGGGAGCGCGGAGACUCGGAGCGGGGAGCACGCGCAGCUGAGAAGCGCACUACGCAAGUUGAUUGAAAAGGAGAUUAAUCCUCACGUGGACAAGUGGGAGGCUGAGAAAAAAUUUCCAGCGCGACAGAUUUUCAAAACUCUGGGGGAUGCUGGCUUCCUUGGCGUAAAUAAGCCCACAGAGUAUGGAGGGCUUGGACUUGACUUCUCCUACAGCAUCGCGGUGGCCGAGGAAUUGGGCAGCAUCCGCUGUGGUGGAGUUCCCAUGGCGAUUGGAGUACAAACGGACAUGGCUACACCAGCGCUCGCAAGGUUUGGUAGCGAUGAGCUACGAAGAGAGUUUUUAGCGCCAUCUAUUGCUGGUGACCUGGUGGCAUGUGUUGGUGUGAGUGAGGUUACUGGAGGAUCAGACGUUGCAAGCAUCCACACGAAGGCGGAGCGCAAGGGGGAUGAGUAUGUGAUAAAUGGAGGGAAGAUGUGGAUUACGUCGGGCAGCCAGGCGGACUGGAUGUGCAUGCUGGCCAACACGAGUGCCGGGCCCCCGCAUAAGAACAAGUCGCUGAUAUGUGUGCCCAUGGAUCGCUCAGGUGUGCAUGUAGCCAAAAAUCUGGACAAGAUUGGCAUGCAUUCUUCUGACACGGCACAGAUAUUCUUUGAGGACGUUCGUGUGCCAGCCAAAUUCUGCAUUGGGGAAGAGGGAAAGGGCUUCACCUACCAGAUGCUGCAGUUCCAGCAGGAGCGGCUGUGGGCAACGGCAAACAUCUUGCAUCCGAUGGAGGUGGUGAUACAGGAGACAAUAGAGUACACGCGGAGUCGUCAGGCUUUUGGGCAGCCGAUCCUCAACAACCAGAUGGUGCAUUUCCGUCUCGCGGAGCUCCAGACUGAAGUGGAGUUGCUGCGCUCACUGCUCCACCGUGCUGUGGAUCUCUACGUGCAGGGCCACGAUGUGACCAAGCUGGCGUCCAUGGCCAAGCUGAAGGCUGGUCGCCUGGUGCGCGAGCUCACCGACGCGUGCCUGCAGUUCUGGGGCGGCAUGGGCUUCACCAAUGAGGUUUACGUGAGCCGUCUCUUCAGGGAUGGCAGAUUAGUUUCUAUUGGUGGUGGUACUGAUGAAGUUAUGCUCUCCAUCAUCUGUAAGUACAUGGGAACCCUACCGGGCAAGUAGGAACACAGCAAUCAAGACCUCACAUGGGCUCCAUCGCAAAAAUACUGAUGAAAAUGUAUUGUACCCAUAACCAAAUAUAAGCAAACAUCUUGGAGAGCAGUUUUGUUUUAAGCCCAGGAAACCCUGUAAUAACAGCCUUUCCCUGGGUGGUAUAAUGUGACUCAGCACCGACCUGCAAGUGGCCAUUUGUGUACCAGUAAGGGGAAGAUGUUUGCAUGUAUACAGUGAAACCUUGGAUUGCGAGCAUAAUUCGUUCCGGAAACCUGCUUGUAAUCCAAAGCACUCGUAUAUCAAAGCGAAUUUCCCCAUAAGAAAUAAUGGAAACUCAGAUGAUUCGUUCCACA
Messenger RNA from Petromyzon marinus (sea lamprey), 1728 nucleotides. RefSeq names its product putative acyl-CoA dehydrogenase 6. Gene Ontology annotation, biological process: fatty acid beta-oxidation using acyl-CoA dehydrogenase. Gene Ontology annotation, molecular function: acyl-CoA dehydrogenase activity; flavin adenine dinucleotide binding. Gene Ontology annotation, cellular component: cytoplasm. Lineage: Eukaryota; Metazoa; Chordata; Hyperoartia; Petromyzontiformes; Petromyzontidae. The record is from RefSeq and is a predicted model, not a curated record.